Trichomycterus rosablanca is the source of this 6405-nucleotide messenger RNA. RefSeq names its product ankyrin repeat domain-containing protein SOWAHC-like. The coding region runs from base 143 to 2086 and encodes 647 amino acids. Lineage: Eukaryota; Metazoa; Chordata; Actinopteri; Siluriformes; Trichomycteridae. The transcript has a single exon. Gene Ontology annotation, molecular function: protein binding. The record is from RefSeq and is a predicted model, not a curated record.
ACAGAAGGGCCAACGACGAGGUAAGCAUCGGUCUGUUUUAAAGGAACCUAGAAAAGAUUUACCCGAGUCGAAACGAAGGAUUGUGUAUUCAAAACAACAAUGACAAGCUCCACGAGGUGUGGUGUAGUUGAAUAGUAAUUCGAUGGCGAUCGAAUGCACCCAGGACGCGGUUUUACGGUUCCUAACGGAACGAGGGGGGAGAGUGAGGAAUACAGAUUUAAUAGAACACUUUAAAGCUGUUAUGCCUACAGAUCCCGUGAGGAAAUCUGCUGCCAGAGAGGCUUUCAAGAGCUACGUGGAUAGUGUAGCAGUAGUGAAGGUGGAAAAUGGAGAGAAAUACGUCUGUUUGAGAAAAAGAUGCAGAGGAUCACCAGCACAGCCGGGGGAACAGGGUGCUACUAAGCAUCAUGUCGUGCCUGUCAAACUGUGCGACCACGUGGACAACAAGGUUCCUACAGGAAGGUGUGGAAACAAAGAUGCAAAACAAGAAAUACCACCUGCUUCAGGUUGUGACACAGAUGUCUGUCAGAUUGCUUCACAGACUGUUGUGGAUGGGUCAACAACUUCAAUCGGGUAUAAAUAUAAGGGUUGUAGAAAUGAAGACGCCAAAGAAAAAAUACCUACUUCCUCAGGUAGCAGACUCCACCCGACUUCUUCGCGAAUCACUUUGGAUGAAUCACCGCUUUCCAAAUCUAAGCUCUGUGAAAACAAAUAUGCAAAACAAGAAAUACCGCCUGCCUCAGAUGACAACAUUAAUUGUGUCAAAGGAGUGCAAAUACUUGUGACUAAUUCUGAAACCACUUUAGAUGGAUUAAACCAGAUUUUACCAUCCUUCGGGUCAGAUUCUGGGCUUGACGGAAAGGAAAUGGGUAACCAGCACACUAGGAGGAAAAGUAAACCUUCUCUGGGAUCAGAUGACACUUUGCAAAUCAGUAAUCCAUUAGGAAUACCAGAAAUGACUCUGACAGAGGCGUCUCCCAUACCAGCAACUGCCAGAACUGCAUUUGAUCUCUCAUGUUUACCGACAAAUAUUCAAGCUCUGAGCGAGGGUGUCCCUGAUCAGACUUGUUCCAGACUUGGCAAAUUACAGGGUGAGUCUAAUUUGAAAUCGCAUGAGGAGGAGACAAAAUCAGGAAAAGGAUCACCCCGUCUGAGAGAUGAGGAACGUCCGGAUACUGCGAGCAACAGUCCGAAAGGAAGUCGUAAGAAUUUUCUUGAGCACAUGAUGAGCAGUUCUCCACAGGUCCGGCGCAGCAUGGUACUAAAACAUUCGGUCAGAAUUAGGGAAUCUACUGUAAAGACUGAUGGCGUGUCAGACUCGGUCAACUCUUCAAAUGUGGAGGAUGAGAGCGCCCCUGUUACUCUGGAUCCUGUGGAGCAUGAGUGGAUGAUGUGUGCCUGUGAUGGGGAAUGGGACAGCCUACAUCGACUGCUCGAAAGUGAACCCAGCCUGGUCACCAAAAAGGACUUUGUGACAGGCUUUACAUGCUUGCACUGGGCUGCUAAACUGGGUAAGCAUGAGCUGCUUGCCUUGCUUGUGAACUUUGCACGACAACGAGGCAUUCUGCUCAAUGUGAACGCACGUUCAAGUGCUGGAUACACGCCCUUGCACUUAGCCGCCAUGCACAACAACAUCGAGGUUAUCAAGAUGCUGGUGGGUGCGUGUGAUGCAGAUGUUGAGGUACGAGAUUACAAUGGCAAAAAAGCAGGCCAGUAUUUGCGAAGUGAUGUCGCACAGGAUGUCCUUGAUAUAGCAGGUGCAGAGGCUAGUGGCAGCACUGAAAAUUCAGAACCUGUGCUAGAAGAUGAUACAUCUCGGUGGAAGCUGCCAAGAGUUCUCCAAGCCAAUCUGAAACUGCUAAAUCGCAGUGCAAGUGAAGAUGAUGCUCAUGAUGGCUUGGGGUUUUUAAGAGAGAAGCCUCUCCGCCGGAAAUCAUCUCUCAACAAGUUGAAACCCAGGCUAAGCAAAAGGGGUGUGGGGCCACCAAUAGUUCACAGCACUUCUCUAUUCGAGCGGCUUGAGGGAGCCACCAGUCAAGCCCAUGGUUCCUUUAAAACCAGACCUAAGUCAAACCUGUUUGGAUAAUUUUGCAUAUGCAGAAACCUUUUUGUACCUUUUAAUCGUUUGUGAAUCAGCCAAAAUAUGAUCUUUUAUCUUCAGUGCAAAGCUGAACAGGGAAAUUUGCCAAGGGAACUCCAAACAUGCCAAGGCUAAAUGACUGCAAGGGAAAAUGUUUUAUUGUUUUAGCCAAACAGUUAGUUCAAAUGUUAACUUUAGCUUUAUUCUUGCAACAUAUCAUGCUGUGUUAGCAAGUAGCUGAUAACUCUUGCUGGAAAAACAAAUGACACAGGUACUAGCCACAUUUUAGAAUCAAAUUAUUAUAGCAUGCAUUAAUACAUUCAAUGCCUUUAUUAAAAGAUGGGACCAAAUGUAAAACAAUUCUGACUUUUAGAUAAUGGCUAAGCCUAGUUUUGCUGCUAAUAUUUAAUCUUUAGGAAAACUGAUAGCCUGACUUGGCUUACAUCUUAAGCCUCACAUGGUGUACCUUUAGCAAUAUUGUCUACAACUCUUUGUGGACAAAGGGCCCAUAUUUCUAAAUUGUCAGUUAACUUGUUGAACUUGUAUACUGCCAUUUUGAAAAUAUGAGUUUUAAGUGUUUAUCAGUUGAUUCUUUACUAUUUUAUGUACAUUUUUAAAAUAAACUCUUUAUACUAUUUAUAUGAAUGUAAUUUACGUUGCACUUUUGAGAGAGAGUAGUAAUCUAACACAUUAUUGUAGCAGAGGUUAAGCAAUGCAGAUAUAUUUCACUGAGUUAGGCUUUUGUAUGAGUGUUGCUAGUUUUGCAAACAUGUCCUAAGAUGUUGGCUGUAAACGUCAUUGUGGUUUGACAUGAGCAAGCACAAGCUCGUUCAUCUUUCACACUAGGUUACUUUGUCAGUUUGUAAAGCAAAAUUCAAUGUACCAUGAAAGAGGCAUAUAAAACUGGGGCAGUGAUAGCACUGUAUCUUAAUAUGCAUGGGAAGAUCUUAAGUAUAUUUUCCAGAAUGCCUUAUCGCUGCUAAAAUCAGUGCCACUUUUAGUUUAUGCUGUCACACCACUCUGCUUUUGGGAGUCAAGUUCUUCCUUGCAUAAUAAAGAUACAAUGGCUUUUUCUCCUAAUACAUGGUUUUAUAGAAAAGUAAGGCAUGACAUAGCCUUUGAUAUAAAAAAAACAGCCAACCAUGACUAUUCCCUUUAACAUGUAGUUUAAUACUAGUUACUAUGUAUUUAAUGAUAAUAUUUUAACCAAUAUUUAACCAUAUCUCAUGAUGUUGGUUUAAGAUUACCUUUAGUUGACAAUGACCUACAUUACCCUUUAACUACACUAUCUAGCAAUCCUAAAAUUGUUUCCACUUGUAAAUCAGAGGUGUUCAUGCCAUGAUAAACCAGGGAUAAUACUGACUUUAAACUAACCCUAUAAUUGAGUCAGCUACUUAAUUGGACACAAAAUGAAGUAACAUCUAACAAGAUAACACACAACAUAAAUUGUUUAGUAAAAAUAUCUAAUGUACUUAACUUUUCCUACUCUAAAUGUGGUAUUCAGUGGUACUUGUACUGACAGCUAUUGAUUGCUUCUCAUUGUGUGAAAUCCUCCUAACCAAUGACAACUUCCUUUAUUAUUAUACCAUGUGCAAUUUGUACAAAAUUUGUAUAUUUUUUAUGUAACCUGUCUGUAUAUUCAUUUUUAAUGUAGUUUUUCCCUCUUGUUUUUUUGUUUUAGUUUUUUUAGAAUACACUUGUUUACGCACAUGAAUACAUAAUUGUUUGUUUAUAUUUAUUGGUACAAAGUCAAAAGACAAUCUUGAUGUGGAUUAUAGAUUGGAAGUACAUGGUGGAGUAAUUUAAAAUGUAUGCUGUACAUGGCAUCUCAUAAAAUUAUGUAUUGUCCAGAAUUCCUAGUUUCCCAUCCUUGUUAGCAAUUCAAGUACAAUUUUACAGUUGGGCAAUUAAUAUUUCUCAGUUCAUGAGACUAUUCAUUUGUGGCAUUACCUAAAUGUGUGUGUUUGUUUUUUUGCUGAGCUACAACAUUUUGCAUCUGUGACCUAGUGUAAUGAUUGUUCUUAAACACACGAUGACCUGCUGCUUAUCACAUGACCAGCACAGAGAAACCAAGGUUAUCUACUGUGUUUAUAUUAUUGCAUCAUUGGAGGAGGAGACUAGAGAUAGAGGAAAACAUUUUCUCAUACUUUUUCAUGUGUUACUUUUUUAACCCAUUCAACACCAUGGAUUUCACAAUCGAGGACAUUGGCAUGCUGACAGAAAUGAGGUUGUGCAACAGUGCAACUGUUCAAGCCAGUGUUUUCUGCUUACCCAAAAUUUGUGGAUCACUUUAUACUGCCAGAAAAGGGGCCAAUGGAAAUCAUUCUGGAUGCCACUUUGUAUAUAAUUACACAGUGCCUCACUGCACAUUUUCUUAACUAACUUGUUCAGCUGUCCUUAAAUCCUCGUUUGAUCCUUGUUCAAAAAUGUGAUGAUUGGUUUCUAGGCUCAUGUUGGGCACAGAUUACAUAAUAAAUGUUAAUCUCUUGUACUUUUACAUAGAAGCAUCUGGGAGUUCCAAUUUCACCACAUUAAUCAUUUCUCUGAUCCACAGAUUAUGGGAAGGAGGUAGGAUUCAAUUUUGUUGUAUGUUGUAUACAGAGGUGGAAAGAGUACUUAAAUAUUCUACUCAAGUAAAAGUACUAUUACUUUAAUGAAUUUCUACUUAAGUACGAGUAAAAUUACUAGUCUAAAAAUCUACUCAAGUAUAAAGUAAAAAAUAACUAAUUUAAAAUGUACUCAGAGUAAACGAGUAAACGUUACUUAGUUACUUUUUUAACAGCGGGGGGGGUCUCUCCUGUGUAAUGCAAACAGGACAAGUGGAUAUAUCUCAAUAGUUGUUUUUAAUUAAAAUAUAAUAGAAAAAAACAUGUUGAUACAACAUUUAAAACAUUUAGGGAUCUCUAAUAUGUCAUUUUAGUACAGACCAUCCCAUCAAACUGUAUAACCACUGAAGUUGGCAUUCAUUGUGGAUUCUAUAGACCAGCCUUCUUUUCAUCACUAACAAAUACCAAACAACAGUUACACUGCAAAUCUCAUAACUCAAAAUAAGUCAAGGUUACAAGUGUGGUGACUUUCACUAAAUGACCCAAAUAAAACCUUCAAGAUGUAAGACAAAACUUUGCCAUUCUUUGACAUCAGACUAUGUUAUCAAAUAACGAAACAUCAAACUCCAAACAUGUUAAACUUUUAAAAAUCACCCUUCCCUCCUUACUCUGUACCUAGAUUACAGCUCCUUUAUUUUAGCACCAGUUUAUUUUCCAUCGCAGAAUUCACUGCAGCACUUUCCCAGACGUGAUUUUUAGCGUUUUAUUUACUCAGUAACGGAUGUUAUUUAAAAUGUAGCGAAUUACAAUUCUUAAUACAAAACAUGCUUAAGUAAAAGUAAAAUUACUGGUUGUAAAAUCUACUUUUAAAAUUCCAAGUACACAAAAAAACUACUCAAUUACAGUAACGCGAGUACAUGUAAUUUGUUACUUUCCACCUCUGGUUGUAUAUGUGCUGUUCAAACCUAACUCAAUAACCCAAGUGUUCUAAUGGAUUACAGCAAUUUAAUUACAUUUAAUACAGGUAGUCAGACAAUAGCUAAACCCAAAAUGUAGCUUUUUAUUAAGAGGACUGUCAGUGAUUUGUGUUGUGUUUUGAAAACUGUCACCAAAUUAAAUUGAUGAAUCACUGACUUUAACACCUUAAACACAAAUGCAUUCAUUCAAAUAGAAUCUUAUGCUAAAUGGUUAAAUACAAACAAACUACAUAUUCUUCUGUCAGUUUUUUCUCAAAAUAGGUAAAUAAAAAAAUAUUCGUCAGGUUAAAGUAUCUCCACAAGAGGGAGCAGGUGUCAGUGUAGAAGUGACACUACAGGAGGUUUUUAGUUUUUACUGUAAAACCUCAGCAAAAUUAAGCAUGGUGUUUGGCUCAUGGUUUCAUCAUGUUGCUUACCCAUAGUGUUAAUCUUUUUGGCAUGUUUAUUAAAAUCUAAAAACAUGUUGCUAAAAUAUUGAAAGAUUUUUAUUUGGCAAUGGCAUGCCUCCCAGCUUUGUUUAGCAGAAAAUAAACAUUCUCUACAAACACUACAUUUUUUGUAAAAUGUAUAACUGCUUUUAAAGGGCUAAAACUGUAGGUAUUUUGGAGUAACUUAUGGUGCUAUUCAGCAUUAAACACAUCAGUACUGGUAUGAUUACGUUUAAAGUUAUUGUUUGUUAAUGACUAAAACAUGUAUAACUGUGGCACUGUUCGGGAACAUUAUGGAACAAUAAAGUAUUUCCUAUGUUGUAAUACAAUGUGAGUUUUAUUGGAUAUAACUUUAAAAUACAUAGAAUUCUGCA